Cuscuta campestris is the source of this 4088-nucleotide messenger RNA. The record is from the annotation of a GenBank genome assembly. NCBI's taxonomy places the organism in Eukaryota, Viridiplantae, Streptophyta, Magnoliopsida, Solanales, Convolvulaceae.
CUCUCUCUCUCUCUGUCUGUCUAUCUGGAUCUAGAUCUCAACUAAAUACCGCCUUCUCCAUGGAGGCCUAAAGAGAGGGGGCCAUAGUCCUCUAGAUAAGGUAUUUCCAAAACCCUAACCCAAGCUUUCCAUUCAAAUCCCAUAAAUACCCUCCCCCCUAUGAAAUUUCUUCCCCAAGUUACUGCUUCUAGAGCUCCAAUCCCACAAUCCUGCAAUCUUCCGUCGGGAAUCUUGACUGCACCGCUUUCUCCUUCUCCGAUUCCAUACCUUUCCUCUCCUCUGCACCAAUCGCAACUCGUUGCACUAUAUGCUUCCUAGAAAGAGAGCUGUGGAAGGCCAGGUUGUUGACGGUUGCGUUGAUCCGGAGAACCUUCUCAAGAAGCAGCGGACCGGUUGCCUGACAUCAUCUGGAGCUGCGGACAAGACUAGCGGCUCCUGCUGUACAGUCAUCACGGGGAACAACAGUUCCAGCACUAACGGUAGCGCUAGCGGCAGUAAGAGUGGUAGUGAACCUUCGCUGAAGGACAUGGCGUUUGAUGAUGGCAAUCCUCAUGACAUUGACGAGGAUCUCCAUAGCAGGCAGCUUGCCGUCUAUGGCCGCGAGACGAUGCGUCGUCUCUUUUCUUCCAAUGUUCUUGUUUCUGGAUUGCAAGGCCUUGGUGCUGAGAUCUCCAAGAAUCUUGUCCUUGCUGGUGUGAAAUCUGUGACACUACAUGAUGAAGGAACAGUGGAGUUGUGGGAUUUGUCAAGCAAUUUUAUAUUCUCAGAGACUGAUGUUGGUAAGAACAGGGCACUUGCUUCUGUACAAAAACUCCAAGAGCUCAACAAUGCGGUUUUAGUCUCAGCUUUGACCACAAAAUUAACAAAAGAAAGCCUCUCUGAGUUUCAGGCUGUGGUCUUCACUGAUAUCAGCUUAGAAAAGGCUGUUGAGUUUGAUGACUAUUGUCAUACUCAUCAACCACCCAUAGCAUUCAUCAAGGCUGAUGUUAGAGGCCUUUUUGGUAGCGUGUUCUGUGAUUUUGGUCCUCAGUUCACGGUAGUUGAUGUUGAUGGUGAGGAACCUCAUACGGGCAUCAUUGCCUCCAUCAGUAAUGACAACUCUGCUCUUGUAACAUGUGUGGAUGAUGAGAGGCUUGAGUUUCAGGAUGGUGAUUUAGUUGUCUUAGAAAAGGCUGUUGAGUUUGAUGACUAUUGUCAUACUCAUCAACCACCCAUAGCAUUCAUCAAGGCUGAUGUUAGAGGCCUUUUUGGUAGCGUGUUCUGUGAUUUUGGUCCUCAGUUCACGGUAGUUGAUGUUGAUGGUGAGGAACCUCAUACGGGCAUCAUUGCCUCCAUCAGUAAUGACAACUCUGCUCUUGUAACAUGUGUGGAUGAUGAGAGGCUUGAGUUUCAGGAUGGUGAUUUAGUUGUGUUUUCUGAAAUUCGGGGCAUGACCGAACUGAAUGAUGGAAAGCCAAGAAAGAUUUUAGCCACUAGGCCUUACGCUUUCACUCUUGACGAGGAUACAACAAAUUUUGGUGCAUAUGAAAGGGGUGGUAUAGUUACUCAGGUAAAGCAGCCAAAAGUUUUGAAUUUCAAACCAUUGCGAGAAGCUCUUGAAGAUCCUGGUGAUUUUCUUCUCAGUGAUUUCUCAAAGUUUGACCGCCCUCCACUUCUGCAUUUAGCAUUCCAAUCACUGGACAAGUUCAGGUCUGAGUUUGGACGUUUCCCCAAUGCUGGCUCUGAAGAUGAUGCACAGAAACUUAUCUCUAUUGCCACUGUCAUGAAUGAGAGUGCUGGAGAUUCAAAAAUAGAAGAUAUAGACCACAAACUUCUCAGACACUUCUCAUUUGGUGCGCGUGCUGUAUUAAAUCCCAUGGCUGCUAUGUUUGGUGGUAUUGUUGGGCAGGAGGUUGUUAAGGCAUGCUCUGGGAAGUUUCAUCCUCUUUUUCAGUUCUUUUACUUCGACUCUGUGGAGUCACUUCCUACCGAGACACUGGAACCUAGUGAUUUCAUGCCUUUGAAUAGUCGUUAUGACGCACAAGUUUCAGUUUUUGGAAAAAAACUUCAGAAGAAACUUGAAGAAGCCAAGGUAUUUGUUGUUGGGUCUGGUGCACUGGGAUGUGAGUUUCUGAAGAACUUGGCCCUCAUGGGAAUUGCAUGCGGCAGUCAAGGAAAGUUAACAGUAACUGAUGAUGAUGUGAUUGAGAAGAGUAAUCUUAGCAGACAGUUUCUCUUCCGUGAUUGGAACAUUGGCCAGGCCAAAUCCACUGUUGCCGCUGCUGCUGCUACAUCAAUAAAUUCCAAGUUCCAUAUUGAACCUCUCCAGAACCGUGUUGGUCCUGAGACUGAAAAUGUGUUUGACGAUGCUUUCUGGGAGAAGCUCAGUGUUGUUGUCAAUGCUCUUGACAACGUUAAUGCAAGGCUUUAUGUUGAUCAGAGAUGCUUGUAUUUCCAGAAGCCACUUCUCGAGUCAGGAACACUUGGUGCCAAAUGCAAUACCCAGAUGGUCAUACCACACCUGACAGAAAACUAUGGUGCAUCACGCGAUCCUCCAGAGAAACAAGCACCAAUGUGCACUGUACACUCUUUCCCACACAACAUUGACCACUGCUUGACUUGGGCUCGUUCAGAGUUUGAGGGCUUGCUUGAGAAGACACCGGCUGAAGCAAAUGCUUAUCUCAGUAAUCCAAGCGAGUACACGUCUGCACAGAGCAAAUCUGGUGAUGCACAAGCUAGAGAUAACUUGGAACGUGUUCUUGAGUGCCUAGACAAGGAAAGAUGUGAAACCUUUGAAGCUUGCAUUGCAUGGGCACGCCACAGGUUUGAAGAUUAUUUUGCAAACCGGGUCAAACAAUUGAUUUUCACUUUUCCCGAGGAUGCAGCAACGAGUACUGGAGCACCUUUCUGGUCGGCACCUAAGCGUUUCCCUCAACCCCUUAAGUUCUCUUCGAAAGAUCAGAGUCAUCUCCAUUUUACGAUGGCUGCAGCCAUAUUGCGGGCCGAGACAUUUGGAAUCCCUAUUCCUGACUGGGCCACUCAACCAAAGAAACUGGCCGAAGCUGUUGAUAGUGUUGUUGUCCCAGAGUUUCAACCCAAGAAAGGCGUGAAGAUUGAGACAGAUGAGAAAGCCACCAGUCUUUCUGCUGCUUCCAUAGAUGACAUUGCAGUUAUCCAUGAACUCAUAACAAAGCUGGAGCAGUGCCGUAAAAAUCUACCUCCAAACUUCAAGAUGAAACCUAUUCAGUUCGAGAAGGAUGAUGACACGAACUUCCACAUGGACCUCAUAGCCGGGCUUGCCAACAUGAGGGCUAGAAACUACAGCAUACCUGAAGUGGACAAACUGAAGGCCAAGUUCAUAGCAGGAAGGAUCAUUCCUGCAAUUGCAACCUCCACAGCAAUGGCGACCGGCUUGGUUUGCCUGGAACUGUACAAGGUUCUAGCAGGGGGACACAAGGUUGAGGACUACCGCAACACAUUUGCCAACCUGGCGCUGCCCCUCUUCUCCAUGGCCGAACCAGUCCCACCCAAGGUGAUCAAGCACUUGGAUAUGAGCUGGACCGUUUGGGACCGGUGGGAAAUAAAGAACAACCCUACACUGAAGGAGCUCAUCAGAUGGCUAAAAGACAAGUACUUGAAUGCGUACAGCAUCUCUUGCGGGAGCUGCUUGCUCUAUAACAGCAUGUUCCCUAGGCACAAGGAACGGAUGGACAAGAAGAUUGUGGAUUUGGCGAGGAAAGUCGCCAAGCUGGAGCUGCCCCCAAACCGCCGCCACUUGGAUGUCGUGGUGGCAUGCGAGGACGAUGAGGAUAAUGACGUCGAUAUCCCUCUGGUUUCUGUUUACUACAAGUAGAGUGAGUGAGUGAGUGAGUGACUUCUUUAUAUUCCUCACUUGUCAUUGUCUCUCUUGGUUACCCUUUUUUUUUUCUUUAGUCCAAACUUUUUUUAAAUGCUGGCAUUUUUAUCAACUUUUCUUUUCUCAAGGGGGGAUUGAAUAUCUGAUACACACCCACUGAUGUGUGUUGUUGACUCUCUGUUCUUAUGAUCUGUUCAGAAAGAGUUCCACUGCUGUGGCUCUAUAUAGCACAUGAUACUAAGAGUUUCCCAGU